UAAAGAUUUUUUUUCCUAUUUGACGUCACUUCGACCCAAAUAAAGAAUCGAGAAUCUCUUUCUUCUUCACACACAUGCCGCCCAAGAAAACAACUGCAUCCGUAUCAAAGCCUUCAGAAUUAGCAACCCUGAACAAAAAGGCUGGGAAUGCUCACGCUGAAUCUCUUCUUGCUCUCCCAAAGGUUCUCACCAGAAUCGUGCAUUUCCUCCCAAAAAAGGAUCUGCCAAAUGUCUGUCGAGCCUCACGUUUAUUUCAUUCUGUUGCUAUUCCAGAGUUAUGGCAUACUGUGUAUGUGAACGAUAAUACUUAUGACGACGAUUUCUACGACGACGAAGAAGAAGAAGAAGAAGAAGAAGAACAAGAACAAACCCAGGCAAAUAACAAAGGAAAGCAAAGUAAAUCAUCGCCUGAGGAGCGUAGCAAGAAUCUUCGUUUGGGACUCGUUCGCUAUGGUCGCUUUGUCAAGAACCUUAUCAUCAGCCCCCAAGCCGGAGACAUCGAGCUGAUCGCAAAGAAUUGUACCCGUCUUGAGUCCUUGGAUUUAUCAGGAUCCGCUGUCAAUGAAGCAUCUCUUCGCAUCUUAAUCCAUAGUGACCCCUACAAGACUUCACCCCAACCAACAGGAGCCGCUCAAAAACGCAAGAGACCGAUGGCAACCACUGAUGGUCGUAAAGGAAAGCGCCAUGCAGGUGCUGAGGGCAUUGAUGGCGCUGACGUUGAGGAUAAUGAAGACGAUGAUGCAUAUGAGGAUAUGAAUGCAAAAAUGCUUAGAUUUAGAUCGGAGGCUGUAGGCGAAAACAAAAGUGAAUAUUAUCAAUGGGAGAACACUCAUGACGAACCACCUUCAGCAACUGGGUCCAAACAGGGAUCCAAGAUUCAGUUCCCAUUCUUCCUUGAGCGUUUGAUCUUGAAUGGCUGUAGCCGUCUAACUGGGAAAGCAUGCGCAGCCGUCGUCCCUCUUUUAGGUCCUCAACUCAAGUCCUUGCAGCUUGAAUCCGUACCCAAAGUGACCAAUCCGGAUGUCACCACCAUAUUCGAACAUUGCCCCAACCUCACUCGCGUGAACUUAGCUGGUGCAAAGAUCACUGACGAUUUCCUCAAACUCUUGGGCGACCCCAAUAGCAAUCUCCACAGGAGUAUGGAAUAUAUGGAUGUGAACCAGGUCCGGGUCACGGACCAAGGUUUGGUACCCCUCAUUCGAGCCAGUCAGAAGACGCUGAAAUCAUUCAGUUGUGAGAGUAAUCAUGCUGUAACUGAUGAGAUCCUGGUUGCAUUCGUGGAAGAUCCUGCCUCGGUUAUGAACCAUAAUGGUGUUGUCUUCGAUCAACCGAGGAGUGUCGAAGAACUAAUCAAGCUCGAGACCGUGCCCAAUAAAGCAUUACGGCAUAUCAAUCUCCGCAACUGCAACAAGUUAACGGACGAGGGCAUGGCCAUCCUCCUCAAACAAACCAUCAUGGUUCAAUCCGUGGUGUUGGAAAAAACUCGGGCUGGGGAUAAUGCCUUGCUAGCAUUGGCACAAUCGUCCAGGACAUAUAUGGAGACAGUUCUCGGUGUGGGUACGCCCGAAGCAUGGCAUAAUCAUGCAAGUCUUAGUGAGCUCAAGCGAGGGUAUGUGGAAGACUCUAAAGCAGCAAAAGCAGCGGCGGAAAGAGAAAGGGAACUGCUCAAGACGUCUAACCAACCCACUACUGAGAGCAUGGUGUUCAAAGGAGACACCAUCAAAGGAGGUUUAGAUUUGCUCUCGCUCAAGGGCUGCAAGAACGUUACCAACAAGGGUGUGCGCGCUAUUGUUCGAUCAUGUAUUAGUAUCCGUGGACUGAUUCUUUCACAUUGCCCCAGAGUAUCAUUGGAAUUCUUUCGAGGGCCUUGGGCUGCUGGCAAGCAUCUAGAGUUCUUGGACCUUGCUACGGUUUCAUUGGAGGUCACUUCGACACAUCACAAGGAAACCAAUGAAGAGUAUUUCGAUAGCUUGAGGUUCCCAAUAGAGUUUGCGUCGGAAAGAGAGAGGGGCGACAAGGACUUGGAUGAUAAUGGAGGCGCCGAUUAUAUAACUCUGAGCGAGAAACCACAAAGAAAACAAUGGGUUUGUAUCAGGGAUACCAGACCACCCCAUUUCAACACACCGAGGGAACGUACCGUCCUCCGAAAUUUCUACCACAAGCUCGGUACGAUGAGUAAGCUCCGAGAACUGGACACGUGUGAUGGCGAUUACCGUAUCCGAGUCAAGGAUGGUCUUGACCUUGUGUUACCAGCUUUACAGCAGUCCUUAGUAACCUGGAACAUGGUUCGUAGACUCGGUUAUUGUGUUGGCGGUCGUGAACUCGUCUGGUUUGGGAAGCACUUUGGCUAUGGCUUUGACUUCACUGCCAAGGAUACCGAGCGCCAGAAACAGGAAGCACAAGUCAGAGAGGGCAAGAAGAAGCGUAUCUCCAAGCUACAGCGCAUCACUGUAAGGGAUCAUUCGACCGAAGGAAUCGAUGGUGACAUAUAUGACUGGUUCAUAAAUCAAGGGAUCUCGCUUGACGAGGAUGACCAGUUUAAUAUUGAUAUGAUGCAUAAACAGACGAUGAAAUUCGAUUUUAGCAUGUAAAAAAAAAAAAAAAAAAAA
This is a messenger RNA of Lobosporangium transversale, 2609 nucleotides long. RefSeq lists its product as hypothetical. Gene Ontology annotation, cellular component: SCF ubiquitin ligase complex. The record is from RefSeq and is a predicted model, not a curated record. The transcript has a single exon. Bases 75 to 2591 code for a protein of 838 amino acids. Gene Ontology annotation, molecular function: protein binding. Lineage: Eukaryota; Fungi; Mortierellomycota; Mortierellomycetes; Mortierellales; Mortierellaceae. Gene Ontology annotation, biological process: SCF-dependent proteasomal ubiquitin-dependent protein catabolic process.